AUGGCGGAAGCGACGUUCAAAGACCCUAUAGAUCAUGUUGAGGCGAAACUUGACCAUGUUGAAGCGAAUGAGAGCAAAGACAAGGCCAACGAGCUCUUGAGCCAAACGAGCAGGAGCAUCGUCCUGACUCCCGAGAACAAUGCUCGCGUGCUGAGGAAAAUUGAUCUUUUGAUCCUCCCCGUUGUACUCGGGACGUAUUUUCUGCAGGCGCUCGAUAAAGCAACCCUCGCAUAUGCUUCGGUAUUUGGACUUGUCGAAGAUACCGGCCUUGUUGGACACCAAUAUUCAUGGCUCGGAGCGGUGGUGUACCUGGCACAGCUAGUGUCUCAGCCCUUGAUCGCAUAUCUUCUUGUCAAGAUGCCUCUUGGCAAAUUCCUUGCGGUUAUCGUUCUUCUAUGGGGCAUCACAUUGUCCGUGAUGCCUGCAGCGCACAAUUUUGCAGGAAUAACCAACAUGUUGGGUUCACUGUUGACCUACGGCCUUGGGCAUAUCGACUCCCCACACCUGAAAUCCUAUCAGAUCAUCUUCAUGUUCUUCGGUCUGAUAACAGUGGCCUACUCAGCUGUUGUUUGGUUCUUCCUCCCGGACUCGCCCAUGACAGCCCGUUUUCUCCACGGCGAUGACAGACUUGUGGCAAUCGAGAGGCUUCGGGCCAAUAACCAAGGCAUUGAGAAUGAUGAAUGGAAGUGGAAGCAUGUGAAAGAGGCUGCCCUUGACCUGAAGACCUGGCUUUGGGCCGCAAUGAUGUUCGUGAUAUCAGUCCCCAGUGGCGGCAUUUCGACAUUCGGGCCUUUGAUCGUCAAAAACUUCGGCUUCAACCGCUUCCAAACCAUUCUUCUCAACAUUCCUUUCGGAGCGGUUCAACUUGUUGCGACGUUGCUGGGGGCAUAUGUGGCGACUCUUCUGAAAUGGAAAUCCCCGGUUCUCGCCUUCCUCAGUCUUCCUCCAGUUGCGGGUUGUGUCAUGUUGAUCUACUUGCCGCGUGAUGUCUCGGCAAAAGGACCGCUCCUCGCCGCAUAUUAUCUGAUUUCCGUAUAUCCCGGAAUCACGCCCUUGAUUUAUUCCUGGUCUGCUGCCAACACUGCUGGGGAGACAAAGAAAAAGGUCACCACAGGAGCACUUUUCAUAACGCAGUGUGCUGGAAAUGUACUUGGACCAAAUCUUUACACGACAGGGGAAGCUCCACUGUAUCACCGAGGCUUGAGGUCAAACCUGGCAAUGUUUAUCGUCCUCCUUGGCCUGUACGCGAUUCAAGUCUUUUACCUUAUGAUUCUCAACAAAAAGCAUGGUUCAAGGAGAGAAAGGAUGGGUAAGAAAGCCGUCAUCGUUGAUCACUCAAUGAAACGGAUCAAGGCUGCAUCUGCGACCCAUGUGGACGAUAGUCUCGAAGAAGAUGAGACCAUUGGGCAGAAAGCGUUUGAUGACAAGACGGACUGGGAGAACGAGGAUUUCAUUUAUGUGUACUAG
This is a messenger RNA of Exophiala bonariae, 1467 nucleotides long. RefSeq lists its product as uncharacterized. Gene Ontology annotation, biological process: transmembrane transport. The record is from RefSeq and is a predicted model, not a curated record. NCBI's taxonomy places the organism in Eukaryota, Fungi, Ascomycota, Eurotiomycetes, Chaetothyriales, Herpotrichiellaceae. The transcript is spliced from 6 exons. Bases 1 to 1467 code for a protein of 488 amino acids. Gene Ontology annotation, molecular function: transmembrane transporter activity. Gene Ontology annotation, cellular component: membrane.